Molecule: messenger RNA, 525 nt
Organism: Laccaria bicolor S238N-H82
Lineage: Eukaryota; Fungi; Basidiomycota; Agaricomycetes; Agaricales; Hydnangiaceae
Product: 20S proteasome subunit
Exons: 3
Coding region: 1-525 (174 amino acids)
Cellular component (GO): proteasome core complex
Source: RefSeq, a predicted model, not a curated record
AUGGAGAUGCACGCCCUACAAACUGGACGCAAGCCUCGCGUUGUGACUGCCAUGACCAUGUUGAAGCAGAUGCUUUUUAGAUAUCAAGGGCAAGUUGGAGCCGCACUGGUCUUGGGCGGCGUUGAUGCCACCGGUGCUCACCUCUUUACAAUCCAUCCUCAUGGCUCAACGGACAAGCUUCCAUAUGUUACUAUGGGUUCUGGAAGUUUGGCUGCGAUGGCUGUUUUUGAAAGCGGCUGGAAGCCAAAUAUGGAGCGAGAAGAUGCUCUCAACCUUGUCAAACUUGCCAUCGCUGCAGGAAUUUUCAAUGAUCUUGGAUCAGGUUCCAACAUCGACGCUUGCAUCAUAACCGCCAACAACACUGAGAUGCUUCGAAACGUAGAAAUGCCCAACGUCCGGGUACAGAAGGAGCGCGAUUACAAGUUCAGAAGAGGUACAACGGCGUGGAAGAAAGAGGAUGUGAGGAAGUUGAUUGUCGAGGAGCAGACCCUUUUAAUCGGCGGCGAUGAGAUGGAUACCUCAUAA